This is a messenger RNA of Oncorhynchus nerka (sockeye salmon), 1693 nucleotides long. RefSeq names its product zinc finger protein-like 1. Gene Ontology annotation, cellular component: Golgi apparatus. The transcript is spliced from 8 exons. Bases 155 to 1156 code for a protein of 333 amino acids. Lineage: Eukaryota; Metazoa; Chordata; Actinopteri; Salmoniformes; Salmonidae. The record is from RefSeq and is a predicted model, not a curated record.
GACGUCAUUAUACUGCGACUGCCGGAAGAGACGUGGCAAAAUGUCCGCUUCUGAGAACGUUCGCAUUUUCUAGCUUUAGUUAUUUGUACCACCUUUUCCUUCAAACGAUAAAUCAUCGAGGAGAAAACUUGUGUGACAGCACGACAGACAGACCAUGGGUCUGUGCAAGUGUCCUAAGAGGAAGGUGACCAACUUGUUCUGCUUUGAACAUCGGGUGAAUGUGUGUGAGCAUUGCCUGGUCUCCAACCACAACAAGUGUAUAGUGCAGUCCUACCUCCAGUGGCUUCAGGAUAGUGAUUACAACCCUAACUGUCGACUGUGUAAUAACCCACUGAUCUCCCAGGAUACUGUCAGAUUGGUCUGCUAUGAUGUAUUCCACUGGGCCUGUCUUCAUCACCUGGCAGCCCGGUUGCCCCUACACACUGCUCCUGCCGGAUACCAGUGCCCCAGCUGCCAGGGUCCAGUAUUCCCCCCCUCCAACCUGGCCAGCCCAAUAGCUGAUAUGCUGAGGGAACAGUUGUCCUUAGUCAACUGGGCCAGAGCUGGACUAGGCCUACCUCUGAUUGAAGAACCUGUAAAAGCUAUUCAAGACAGCACACAGGAUGUCACUGAUUAUGCCGACUGGUCCACGUUUGAUGCACCAGCAUUGGAGCCUACUGAAGCUUACCCCACCGACUCCUACGCCUCCCAACCACACCCUAGCCCCGCCCCUACUCCAGUUCCAAACACAGUUCAGGAAGAUCAUGGAAGUCUCCACAACAAAGGGGAGAUGGUGGCUCAUGAACAACACUCUUUGGUCAACAUGAUCACUGCAACCACCAGUGACACCAUCACCCUACACACAGCAUCAUCCCCAAGGAAGAUCUAUGACACUAGGGACUCCGCACACAGCUCUGUGACACAGAUCGACUUUGAUGACGACAAGUACCGGCGACGACCAGCACUCAGCUGGUUUGCACGGAUUCUCAAAAACCGGGCAGGUUCCAAGAGGACAGGCCUGUCCUGGAAGCAGAGGGUCUUCAUGCUCCUUCUGGUUGGAGUUCUGGGAUUCUUUACCUUGAUCAUCAUUAUGGCUAAACUGGGCCGUGCUUCAGCCGACUCCGACCCCAACUUAGACCCCCUACUAAACCCCAACAUCCGAGUGGGCAACAACUGACCAGCUCCAAGUCCUAGUGAGUGUUGAACAUAGGGCCGAUAUAGGCCAUCUAAGAUGGUGGGACCAGUAAAGGCAGAGAGAUACCUUUUCUCUCUCUCAGACAUGAAAGAAAAGAGGAUGGGAUGGUGCAUUUUGUCCUGGAAAUGAUGGCAACCUUAAACCCUUCUUUGGGAUAGGCAGUUGCUUUUAGAGCUAUAUGUACAAUGAAUUUAUAUAUUUUGACCCACUCCACAUCAAAUGAGAUUGCAAUGUUGGAAUGAAUGGUGAUGGGGAAAACAGAUUUUCACCACAGAAAUACUGUAUUCUAUGACACAUGGCUUUUUGCAACAUCUGCUAAAACAGGUAUUUUUGAAGGGGGUGUCAAUAAGUUGUUCAAGUAAAUUGACAGUGAUGUUUGUGUUGAAUUGGAAGAAUGCUACGUCUGACAUUCACAUACUACAUUGUAUGGUGAUUAAAUGCAUCUGUAAAUAUAGAAAUUUAACGAGAUGAUAGUGUGUUUUGUGUUGAACUGGAAUAAAUGUUUAUCCAAUUCUCAAA